Leguminivora glycinivorella is the source of this 870-nucleotide messenger RNA. RefSeq lists its product as uncharacterized. NCBI's taxonomy places the organism in Eukaryota, Metazoa, Arthropoda, Insecta, Lepidoptera, Tortricidae. The coding region runs from base 210 to 719 and encodes 169 amino acids. The transcript has 4 exons. The record is from RefSeq and is a predicted model, not a curated record.
GGCCAUCAUGUGCUAGGCCUGCCUUUCGAUCGGCGUCUAGCGGCAACGAUUGUCAUUUCGGCUUGGCCGGCAGAUUCGUUAUCUAGUGAUUAGUCUGAUAUGCCUAUAUCAUUCUCAAAUAAGCGUUUACUUCGUUAAUCAAGUUCAUAACUGAUUUAUAUAGCUGGUUAUCACGCAAACUAUCCACAAACGUUGUGUGCGUGCUCGCUAUGAAGCGCGGGACCGCAUUACCAAUAUUUAUCUUUCCGCUCUACUUUACAGGGACAUUAGAGCAGACCCUGUACGAAGCCGAAAGAUUUUACAAACCAAUGACUGAAAAUUACGACGUGAGGCACCGCGGCCAGUUGAACCUGCCACCCUGUAUGAAACAACUCAUGAAUUGCUGGGAAGUAAUCAAACCGGAACUUUUCUGCAAGUAUGGGCGUGAAUACAGGCAGGCCCUCGAGAGUAUGUGUAUGGACCUACGGUUCCAGUGUGUGGAGUUCUUGGGCCCUCAACCGUUCGAGACACUUAACGUGUCAAAUUGGGCUUACUGCCCCCCUACCAGAGUACAGCAGGAUUAUUUGGACCUCCGUCCGGCUGCGGGCUUUGAACAAAGAACUGAUUUUGAGUGGUGGAGACAUUUACAGACAAUUCCUAAUUACCAAAGUUUAGGCCUGAUCGAUGGAACUGUGAAUUUCCCAAAGAGACCUUGGUCCUUCUGGGGUUGGUUGGGGUGAGUACAUGCAGAAACGUUUAGAGAACUAUUGUUUGUUUAUUUAUUUAUAAGUAUUCACUGUUGUUCCGUAGGUCAAACAAAGUUGAUUUAGCCCGGUAAACCAAAAAGGGUAAUUUGUAUAGGCAUAGUUAAGUGACAUCCAGCGACAAUCA